Hibiscus syriacus is the source of this 454-nucleotide messenger RNA. Its product is annotated as protein PROTON GRADIENT REGULATION 5, chloroplastic-like. The record is from RefSeq and is a predicted model, not a curated record. The transcript is spliced from 2 exons. Gene Ontology annotation, cellular component: chloroplast. Gene Ontology annotation, molecular function: electron transfer activity. Lineage: Eukaryota; Viridiplantae; Streptophyta; Magnoliopsida; Malvales; Malvaceae. Bases 32 to 400 code for a protein of 122 amino acids. Gene Ontology annotation, biological process: photosynthetic electron transport in photosystem I; response to high light intensity.
AAAACCAUUGUUUCAUACCGGAGCUUUGAACAUGUCUUCAAUGGCGGCUUCAUCGGUAAUCGGGUUUAAGGGAGGUUUAGGAAGUUCGUUCAGCGGAGGUGAAGACUAUCCCACGUUGGCUAAAUCGGUUCCCUGUGUCGUUCGUGUCGGAAAGGCCGUUCGAGCUCAGCCGGUGAUGAAGAACGUUAACGAAGGGAAAGGGUUGUUCGCACCGCUCGUGGUGGUUACCCGACAGAUUGUCGGGAAGAAGAGGUUCAACCAGCUUAGGGGAAAAGCCAUUGCCUUGCAUUCUCAGGUCAUUAAUGAAUUCUGCAAAGCAAUAGGGGCCGAUGGCAAACAAAGGCAAGGACUGAUUCGUCUGGCAAAGAAGAAUGGAGAAAGGCUUGGAUUCCUUGCAUGAUUUUAUGUAGUUUUGAUGUCAAGAACAUCCUUCAGUCUAGUUUGUAUUGUUAUA